Molecule: messenger RNA, 848 nt
Organism: Glycine soja
Lineage: Eukaryota; Viridiplantae; Streptophyta; Magnoliopsida; Fabales; Fabaceae
Product: endochitinase PR4-like
Exons: 2
Coding region: 95-424 (109 amino acids)
Biological process (GO): chitin catabolic process; cell wall macromolecule catabolic process
Molecular function (GO): chitinase activity
Source: RefSeq, a predicted model, not a curated record
AAUAGACCUCCCUUUUGCUCUCAAUUCUCAACCUAAGCUUGUCUAUCAAACAUUAUAAUUAUUUCUCUUACAUAUCUUAUACUAGCUAGCUAGGAUGAGCAAGUUACUACACAUUCGUGUUGCUGGGUUUGUGGCAACCUUUGUCAUCAUGGUGAUGACGAUGGUGCCCAUAAACGUGAGUGCUCAAAACAUUGGUGAUGACAUCGUCACACAAGAAUUCUUCAACAGCAUAAUCGAUCAGGCUGAUGCUAGUUGUGCAGGGAAGAACUUCUACUCACGAGAUGUUUUCCUUAAUGCUCACAAUUCCUACAAUGAGUUUGGUAGGCUUGGAAACCAGGAUGACUCCAAGCGUGAGGUUGCAGCUUCUUUUGCCCAUUUCACCCAUGAAACUGGACGUACAUUUUUGCUACAUAGAAGAGAUUAAUGGAGCAGCAGGGGACUAGUGUGACGAGAGCAACACCGAGUAACCGUUUGCCCCUAACAAAGCGUACUAUGGGGCGUGGAACUUCAACUACGGAUUUGAUAUUGUGUCCUUCAAGACAGGAUUGGAACAUGUGAUGGUGCAAACCCUAAUACUGUUCAGGCUCGUGUUAAUUACUACACCCAGUAUUCUUCACAACUUGGUGUUUCCCCUGGUGACAAUCUUACUUGCUAAGUUAUCAGUAUGGUACCAUAUGACACCAUGCAUUCAUACGGUAUAUAUUAACAUAUAUCAGAAAAUAAACCAUUCAAGGCUUACAGCCUUAUUUUGAUUAUUGUAAUUACUACUGUUGGGAAUAUUGUAUCUGAUUAGAAUCGAUAUUGUGUAUCCAAUAUUGAAUAAAAAUACGUUAUUUCUUUGGCAGUCA